Amoebophrya sp. A25 is the source of this 3570-nucleotide messenger RNA. Lineage: Eukaryota; Dinophyceae; Syndiniales; Amoebophryaceae. The record is from the annotation of a GenBank genome assembly.
UAUACCGCGAAGUGCCCAUCUAGACGCGUUCAGAUGACGUGUUCUUCUAGCCACCAGAGACUUGUGCAAAGCACUGCUGAGCGCGCCCAAACCGCGUCAGAGUAGAUGUGUAGGUCCCCAAAAGACGAGUUGAAGUUCUUGAAGGUAAUGCACAUUUUUCAUGGGUUGCCUUUAGAAAACUAGCAAAAGUCAUGUGAAUAAGAAUACAAUGGAACGAACUAAAAUCUUGAGAGAGGACCGUUGCUGUUCAGAAGAGCUGAAUACAAGGGUCAAAGAGUCACGUUCCCACUGCGAAAUAAACGAGAAAACUUCCGUAAAUUCUCUCAGGACUGGCGAUCUCAACCCCUUCCUUUCAACUAAACUGAGGUUCUAGCUCCAAGAUUUUUAUUUUCAGUCCGGUUCAUAGCGAAGAGUAUGCGUUGCAUCAAUCAUCCACAUAACCAUUGUACCAUCGACUUACGUUUUGUGAACUGAAGCGUCAAUUCAACAGGUCCUGUUUAUGGGCACGACACGCACCACGAUUCAUUUUGGUGUGUUGAGCCGCCCCCUUGUGAUCCCCUGCGCUCUCUGAACUCAGCGGGCCUUCUUUUGUGUGACUCCCCUGCCCGUUCCUGUUGAAUAUCGUCCGCAUCUCCACUCAAACAUUAGAAUAGGUUAGGAUUGCGAGUGGCGUCAGCACUUGGUCUAUUUCUUAGAAUUUUUUAGAAUAGUUGUGUGCGUGUUUACAAGCCGAACGCAGUAGGAAAAAUGGGUAUGUUCAUAUCGAAGCUUCUAGACAAGCUCGCGCAGAAGAAGGACUGCCGAAUUUUGAUGGUCGGUUUGGAUGCGGCCGGUAAAACGACAAUCCUCUACAAACUCAAGUUGGGAGAAGUUGUGACAACGAUUCCGACAAUCGGGUAACAAAUUUCCAUCUUCUAUCCUAGCUUUUCUUCCGUAAUGGACUACUACUACUACUACUACUACUACUACCACUACUACUACUACACGCUUCUGGGAUGAUGGGAACGGCCUGGCUUCCCCGGUGCAUAGACUCCGGAGGGGCUAGUCGUGCUGACCUGGAGCAGCCCCGGAAACACAAUACUUCAUGAUCAGGCUGCAAAGAUAUUGGCGAUCCAUUGUUCUGUGGGUCAGUUUGACAACAGUUCAUGCUUCCCCAAGGUCACUCUGAAGUCCAUGCGCACAGAAGACCACCACGCCGCGACACUAAACAACCAGUUCCCGACCACCCAAUCCCAAAUAAAAAACAAUGCGAUAAGUUUAGAACGAAGACGCAUUACCAUUUUGUUCUGGAGCAUGUUCGAAGACUAGAAGUAAAUCAUUCGGAGAGGCUAGAGACUUUUGUUCCUUAAGAGCAACGAAAGGGCAUUAUUAAGGCGUGUAAAUCGACUAAAUUCUUCAGGUUUAAUGUGGAGACUGUCGAGUACAAGAAUAUCAACUUUACUGUGUGGGAUGUCGGAGGUCAGGACAAGAUCCGACCGCUGUGGCGACACUAUUACCAGAACACGCAAGGUAAUUCGCACUGGCUUAGAUUUCUUUCUCUUUUGAACGUGACGCAGUGUCUGGCCAUUUUGGAUCUUUUUCAGCUUUGGUCUGCCGUUGUAAUCUCCACAUCGCGAACAUCUUACCGAUAAUACUUGACUCGUGCACACAGGUUUGAUCUUCGUUGUCGAUUCUAACGAUCGCGACCGUAUUGUUGAGGCACGCGACGAGCUAACGAAGAUGCUCAACGAAGGUACCCUACUCAAACAUUCUACUUCUCACCAUGUUCAGCAAGUGGAAGUAUAGGAUUUGGAUUGUUUUUUUUUCACAAUCGUGUUUCAUGUCCUCUCCCGUGCUCUCUGAAAGACAAAACACAGUUCUAUCACCAUUUCUCAAUCUUCAGAUGAAAUGCGGGAUGCUAUCCUUUUGGUUUUCGCGAACAAGCAGGAUCUUCCGAAUGCAAUGAGCGCAGCUGAGGUGAGCGAUUCUCUACUUAUUCAUAAUGUUCUUACAUACUGCGUGGCCUAAAACUUAUACCCGAGGAAGCGGUUUUGGCUCUUUAAAUAGGUGAGUGGUCAGCCCCUGUUUCCAUGGAUGGUGUCUGCAUAGUGGAGUCUCCUCGAGUACUCUUUCGACAUAGUACAAGUUUCCCGAUUUUGCCAAAAUAAUCAGAUUACGGAAAAGCUGUCCCUGAACACAUUGCGAAACAGACAGUGGUACAUCCAGAGCACAUGCGCAACCUCCGGUGACGGUAUCUAUGAGGGAUUCGACUGGCUGUCAAAGAGCAUUGCCGAGAAGAAGUAAAGGGAUCAUCUUUCCACAAAAUUCCCUCGAUGACUACUUGAUGACGUGAUAUCAAAGUGAUUCCAAUUUUUCGAUAAAUUUAGAUCUUUCUUGGUUACGGAGAACAUCUUAGACGGUAGCUGGACUUGCGCCUCGAAUGACAGUUUGCGAGGAUACUUGGAUUAUAAGCGAGCUAGGUCGUAGCACAUUGUUGCGUAGAUACCAUUUACAUCGUCCUGCUAGCUUCCCCAUGUACAACACGGUUUGUGUCCUGCUCCUCUGGAACGGAAAUUUAGUUUAAGGAGCGAUAGCGGGAAAGCACUUAAAAGGGCGAUACGGUGAAGGCGCUGGAGUCAGGCCGUGUGCCUGCAGGGAGCGACUAGCCGAUGCUUUGUGAUCAAGUGCCUCCUAAGUACACAGGAAGUUUGUCCAAUAGUAGGGCUUAUAUCAUCUAUUUCAUCCAAAAGUUACAUCAUGAUAUUUUUACCUGUUCACUUUGCUAGUACUUCGAAACUGUAUCUGGUUUUUUCAUAGCAAUCUUAGAUACACUUGUCCUUAUUUUGAGCUUUUUGCGUGUUGUUCAGAAAGUAUAGGAUUUCUAUUGCCUUCUCAAAAAAGAUGCUCAACAUAUUCUUUUCUUUCAUAUUUUUGUUCUCCUCCUGUAUCCACCGUCUAUCUAAAUUGUUGUACGAGGCGACGACAACAGAUAAUAUAGUCUGUAUAUUUCCGAAAAUUCAUUCAAAUUAACCGCUCUUCGUGCGUCUCUGACGUGUGGCAACCGACCCGACAACCGCGUGUCUAACCCCGGUGAACUAAACCCUCUCAUGACUUUGAUCCGGAGCAUGAUUCUGGGAUUAUCCUCAUCAUGCAGAGUCAUUAUCACUAUCAGUUGGUUCCCCUCGCCCUAAUAAGGCCGCGGUACAGAUGCGAGAAGGCGUCUUGCUCCUCGUCGAGUGCCUGAUAGCUAUGCAAGCUCAAAUCCAUCAGCAUGUGCACAGGAGUCAAAUUAGAAUUUCUUCUAAAGAUCAUCUUCCCACGGUCGCUUCUUGGCUUCGGACUAUGUUGUUCAGGAUUAGUGGUUUGAAACCUCGAAAAACCUCUUAAUUACCGCGAAGCGAAUCGCUCGAAAAUAGCUCAUAUAAUGCCAUAUAUGGACGAAGAAGAUAUCAUUUUACCUUCAGGACAACAAGCACAGUGUUCUCCCAUGCAAACUAAAUGCCCUCUGUUCUUCGGCAGCUUUAGAUCAGGGUUUUCGACAGCGACCUAAAUUUAAAUUCCAAGAUGGUGGAACUGAUCUUGUCCCGUCCG